Messenger RNA from Closterium sp. NIES-65, 1659 nucleotides. The record is from the annotation of a GenBank genome assembly. NCBI's taxonomy places the organism in Eukaryota, Viridiplantae, Streptophyta, Zygnematophyceae, Desmidiales, Closteriaceae.
AUGUCGCGAAUAUCGCCUGCGCUAGUGCCAGUGACGCUGCUGCUAUGGCUGUCGCUCGCCGCGUCGCACUGGCGACGGUCCCUCGGGCAGCAACUUGAGCAGCAUCUCGGGCAGCAGCUCGGCGAGCUGUCCCGCUUCAGAGACAUGCCUGACGACAGCCCUCGAAGACGAUUAGAGCGCUUCCAGUCCGAUGAGACCCCAAUCCUGCAGUCCCUUCCAACCGCCGCCAUCCGCGCCGUGAAAAGCGCCGGCAGCAGCGCCGACCGCAGACGCGGAGGCGCCACCAAGGUGGAAGGCGCUUCCGCCGCCGCUGCUGGCUUCCCCUCCUCCGCCUUCCCCCGCGUGUUCGAGUCGGGGCAGGGCUCGUGCGGCUUCCCCGACACGCGCGCAGACGCGGACGAGUGCGUGGCGGACCUGGCGGAGUUUCCCGCACUCAGCGCGCGCAGUGGUUCCGCCACCGUGCGGAAGUUGGCGUGCCUGGCGCACAACUACCUGCGCCCGUGGAUGGGGAUUCCGGGCGUCACCGCGGGGAUGGGCGCGCGGGGAAUGAUAUCCGCGGAAAUUCUGCACCAAAUGGGAACCAUGGCAAAUGUCCCUUGGGAGCAAAAGCAGGGCCGGGCGGUGUUCCGGGGCGGGAUGACAAACUACCACAUCGCCAUGCCCAUGCACUGGCGCGCCAGCCCUCGCUUCCGCGUGCACCGCAUGGCAGAUGCCCGCCCGGAUCUGCUAGACGCGCGCGUCAUGAGCGGUGUGGAUGUGAGAUGGCGUGAGAGCUUGGAGGCGGAUGGGGUGCGGCUGGGCGGGAGAUUAAAGCCCGAGGAGCUGCAGGGGUUUAAGUAUGAGCUGGAUGUGGACGGCGGGACAGGGAGCGGCCGGACGUGUGGGAUUCUGGCGAGCAAUCAGGUUCUGAUCCGCCAGGCCAGCGAGUACUAUCAGUUCUUCGACCCGCUGCUGUGCCCUAUGAAGCACUUCCUCCCCACCCACCGCUACUUCAACAACCUUUACUCGCAAAUCCAGUGGGCCCGCGCCAACGACCAACGGGCACGGGAGAUUGUUGCGGCUGCCAAUGACUUUGCCAGUCUCCUUGCCCCUCCCUUCCCCUCCCCCACACACCCUCUCCGUCCUGUAACUAACUUUGCCCGGUUCAUCGCAGUUUCUCCCCGCACCAUUCCCCCUCAAUUUCUCUCAUUUCUUCCCACACUUGUUUCGUCUCUCAUCCCUCCUCUCUCAUUCCUCCUCUCUCAUCCCUCCUCUCUCGUCCCUGCUCUCUCAUCCCGCUCCUAUCCUGCAGCACCCUGUGCACGUGGGAGGGGUGCCAGCUAUUCUGGGCUAUUUUGCUCGUCAAGUACCCCAAAGUGCCUUAGAGCACAGCGCCAGCAUCACAGCUCCGCCUCCCCUGAUGCCCCUGGGUCGUUCCCCCCCCUCUCUAACCAUUUUCUCAUGUCUUUCCCCCCCUGUUUCCUCUCUUAUCCUUCUCCUCCCUGCAGCACCCUGUGCAUCACAGCUCCUCCGAUCCCCUUGAGGGUACUUCUCCCACUCUCACACAACUUUCUUCUCUAUUCCUCACUUCGUCUCGGGCUUCUCUUAUCCUCUCCCCUCAUGCAGCACUCUCUGCACAUGGGAGGGACGGCGUCUCUUCUGGGCUAUCCUGCUCGCUAA